Colletotrichum destructivum is the source of this 1133-nucleotide messenger RNA. Its product is annotated as Putative DnaJ domain, Chaperone J-domain superfamily. Bases 201 to 1064 code for a protein of 287 amino acids. The transcript is spliced from 2 exons. Lineage: Eukaryota; Fungi; Ascomycota; Sordariomycetes; Glomerellales; Glomerellaceae. The record is from RefSeq and is a predicted model, not a curated record.
CGACACGCUCUCCGACCCAACGGCCCCAAUCUUGCUUUCCAUCUCCCCUUCAUAUUAGCUACCUAGCUACCUAUCUACCACCCCGCCAACCCCCAAUCCUCUUGCUCGUUCUGCCUCAACCCCCAACCCUUUUUUGUUUUUCUCAAUGUUUCCCUUCCCCUUCAAUUGACGUUUCUCAGCAACGAACAAGAGCAUGAGGCAUGCUCCUCCGCCGGCUCCAACCCGCAACGGCCGCCCGUCCCCUCCGCUUCGGCGCAUUCCCAAUAUCGGCCCCCCCGUGCCCGGCGAACCGGCACCUCCCCCGAGCUCAUAGUCCCGCCGCCGCGGCCGCGCCCUUCACCACAUCCCGUGCGCUGCGAGAUGACAAUGCUUCCGCGAACCACUACGACACCCUCAAAGUCGCCCACGACGCCUCGCCCUCCGACAUAAAGAAGUCCUUCUACGCUCUCUCCAAAACCCACCACCCAGACCACAAUCGCAACGACCCGCACGCCUCCCGCAAGUUCCACGCCAUAGCAGAGGCCUACUCCGUCCUCGGCACCCCCGCGAAACGCGCCGCCUACGACCGCUCCCUCCCCUCCUCCUCCUCCUCCGCACACGGCCACCGCCGCGGCUCCUACCACAGCACAGGCCCUGCGGGCGGCCGCCCUGCCUCGGGCCUGUCACGGCGCAGGACCACCUUCCGCGGCCCGCCGCCCAGCUUCUACCGGUCCGGGGGAUGGGGUGCCCAGUCGGCCAAGAGGAGGGAGGCGCACGAGGGCGGGGGCGGUGACGGGACGGGCACGGCGCAGGCACAGCCCGGCAUGGGCCCAGGGCAGGAUCCCUACGGCCACACGAGGUCGCCCAAGGUGCCGCACUUCGAUUCCGAGACGCACACCCAGACGCAGUCGAGGCAAGAUUCGCGGCGAGCGUACAGGAUCAUGGGCACCGAGGUUCCGAAUGGGCCACAGGAGACGUCAGUGGGCGCCUUCUUGGUGGUUAGCGGCAUACUCUUCUUUUCCUUUUUUAUUCCAUACCUGGCCGUGGGCGGAUGGAGCCGCAGGAAGAAAGACGAUAAAUCAUAGAUAGCGGCAUAGAGGCGAGUGUCAAACGUCAAGACGCCUGUCAAGACAAAAUUAUGAACUUCACCAAGU